Paramormyrops kingsleyae is the source of this 2622-nucleotide messenger RNA. Its product is annotated as retinaldehyde dehydrogenase 3-like. NCBI's taxonomy places the organism in Eukaryota, Metazoa, Chordata, Actinopteri, Osteoglossiformes, Mormyridae. Gene Ontology annotation, molecular function: oxidoreductase activity, acting on the aldehyde or oxo group of donors, NAD or NADP as acceptor. The record is from RefSeq and is a predicted model, not a curated record.
GAUCUUAAAUAAACCGUAUAAAGCCCGUUGUAUUGGUUACGAGAUUACACACCAGAGUGCUGGGACCUGGCGCGACCCUGGUAACUCAUUUCCAGAGAAAGAUCAUGGCCCAGAACGGGACUAAAGCGAACGGGCUGCCAGAGGAGAAGGUUUUCCCACGUCCGCUGAAGGAUGUGGAAGUCAGGCACACUAAGAUUUUUAUCAAUAAUGAAUGGCACUGCUCUGUUAGUGGGAAGAAGUUCUCCACAUAUAAUCCCGCAACAGGUGCGAAGAUCUGCGACGUGGAGGAGGCCGAUAAGGCCGAUGUGGAGAAGGCAGUGGAGGCGGCCAAGGUGGCUGGCCAGAGGGGGUCUACCUGGAGAAAGACGGACGCAUCCAGCCGUGGGGGCCUGCUGAAUAAGCUUGCCGAUCUUUUGGAAAGGGACCGCCACCUACUGGCCACCAUGGAGUCGAUGGACACGGGAAAGCCCUUUUUGCACUCCUUCUUCAUCGACCUGGACGGCAGCAUCAAAACGCUGCGAUACUUUGCUGGAUGGGCCGACAAAAUCCAGGGCAAGACGAUGCCCGUGGAUGACAGCUUUCUGUGCUUCACUAAACACGAACCAAUCGGCGUCUGCGGGGCAAUUAUUCCAUGGAACUUCCCCCUGCUGAUGUUCACGUGGAAGAUCGCCCCGGCGCUGUGCUGCGGCAACACCGUGGUCCUGAAGCCGGCCGAGCAGACGCCGCUCACAGCCCUCCACAUGGGGGCGCUGAUCAAGGAGGCCGGAUUCCCCCCGGGGGUCGUAAACAUCCUGCCUGGCUUCGGACCCACUGCAGGGGGCGCCCUCGCCUGCCACACGGACGUGGGCAAGGUGGCCUUCACGGGGUCCACUGAGGUCGGGAAGCUGAUCCAGCAGGAAUCGGGAAGGAGCAAUCUGAAGAGAGUGACACUGGAGCUGGGAGGGAAGAACCCCUGCAUCGUUCUGGCCGACGCUGAUUUGCGGAAGGCUGUGGAGGAGGCCCAGCAGGGGGCGUUCUUCAACCAGGGCCAGUGCUGCACUGCCGCCUCGCGCGUCUUCGUGCAGGAGGAGGUGUACCAGGAGUUUGUGCGCCUCAGCGUGGAGCGCGCCAAGCGCGUGGUGCCGGGGGACCCCAUGGACCCACGGACAUCACACGGGCCGCAGAUUGACCAGGAGCAGUUCGACAAGAUCAUGGAGAUGAUCAAGAGCGGCAAGCGGGAGGGGGCCAAGCUGGAGUGUGGGGGCGUCGCUGUCCGGACCCAGGGCCUCUACAUCCAGCCCACCGUGUUCUCUGAGGUCCAGGAUCACAUGCGCAUCGCAAAGGAAGAGAUCUUCGGCCCCGUGCAGUGCAUUCUCAAGUUCAAAACCCUGGAGGAAGUGAUCCAGAGGGCAAACAGCACGGAAUACGGCCUGGUCGCCGCGGUAUUUACGCGGAGCGUGGACCAGGCGCUGUGCUUGUCCAGUGCUCUGCAGUGUGGGACUGUUUGGGUGAACUGCUACAACGCCCUGCACGCCCAGACCCCCUUCGGCGGCUACAAGAUGUCCGGCUUCGGGCGAGAGCUGGGUGAGUACGCACUGAGGGAGUACACCGAGGUUAAAGCCGUGACCAUCAAACUGGCGGAGACGCCGGGGGAGACCAGCAGAGACACACUGCCCCUGUAGCAGCGGACCGUGCUUGGGGGGGGGGGGUUGCCAUGGGAGCACUACCCACCAGAGUUGUCACCGGGGCCCAGCCUGGCUACUCUCCCACCUGUCUCAGUCCAGGUUGCCAGGUGGCACUUAUAAAGAUCCCAAGCUUUUCUUGUCAGUAAUCCGGAAAAAAAUGGCAACUUCCUUAAGCUACAUUAUACUUGUCCUAAUACCUAUGUCAAAGGAAUGCUGUUUGUCACAUGACCACAGGGGUAGCAUUUAAAUCCAAUCAGAGACAGGCUGGAAGCUCAUGAGGGGUCUUAAGCAUCACUACUAUUAUUCUUAUAUACUGAAUGACUUUCCUGUUAUUUUCCUUAUAGUAUGUUGCACUUAGGGAAUUCCAGUAUGUGUAUCCUUAUGUGUCAGGCCUCAUAAGCUUGCUAUAACAUCCAGUGAAUUCUGCACUGCGUUUGCAGUGCUCAGUGUGGAGAAGCUGUAAGCACCCAGCACUCAUCAGGUGAAUGUUGACUGACAAAAGUCUGACGUUGCAGAGUCAUUGUUGGACACUUGGGCCUUGGCUUCCAUGAGGAACAAGAACUGGUUCUCGUCUGGUGUUACUGUGUCCUAAACUGUUAGACCAUCUGGUCACUGAGGUGAUUCAUAAAAGUGUCAUUUUACACUGGUGGGAACGUGGGCUAUAAAAUUGUAUGUUGUACGAAAAAUUGUUUUUGUACAAACUUAAACAUGUAAACUUAAAUGUUUUUAUUUUCUCAAUUUAAUAAUUUUGUAACAAAGAAACAUUACAGGGAACUCAAAUAUUUUUAUUUCCAAAAAGAAAACGCGGAGCUGGGAAUGUCAGGAUGAUUGCCAGAUGCUUCUAUUACUUGUAGCCAAGAGGUUGUAUCAAUCUGUUUUGUACUCAGUUUUUAAAGAGUGCUUUUUAACUCCAUAAAAAAUAACUAUGCCUUUUAAAUAAAAGCUCUAUAUACAGAGA